UCCAUGGCCAAGGUCGUACCGACAACAACGGAUCAACCUUCUCAUACGUAUAAUAGCAACGUCAUUGACAGCAGCGCCUUGUGGUUCCACUUCAUGUGAGAUAAUCGUGAUUUUGCUUUGAGCCCGACCCUGUUCCGGACCAUAAAAGGAGUCAAGCUAAUUUAACGCUUCGCCAAGUAGCAGCAGCAGCUGCUUAUAGAUGAUCGGCUCAUAUACAGUUAGGUUCGAUGUGACACACCAAUUUAGUUUAUGCAGUGCUUUGACUGCCCAAGAUACGGUCCAGAACGCUUUACGAAAGUUCAUCAAAAUUGCGUCCUCCAGGCAAACGGCACAACUCACAUCUUUUUGCAUGUGUGGUCCUUAUCCGCGACGAAGGCGUUAUUAUCAGAUACGUGAAUUCCAAAUGGCAUCAUCAGCCGAUGAGCUCGAGAGCGAAGAUCCCGACGAUGAGCUUGACCUAGAUGAUCCAGCGCCGGAGCCCAGCCCAGAUGACUUACCACAAAAGCUUUAUGACAUUAAUGACGUGGAUGAAGACAGCAAAGCCGCAAAUUUGGAGCAACUGUGCAUUAAGGAGGAAGAUGCCUGGUGGAAUCAGGUGCCAAUAACCAAUCUGGAUUUGAGCUCUAAUACUCUAUCACGUCUAUCACCAAAGAUUGAGAAUCUUAUGACUUUGACAGUGCUGAUUCUGCAUGACAAUGCGUUGGUUGAGUUGCCACCCCAGAUCGGCAAACUAGAGAAGCUCACGCGGCUGAAUCUUAGCCACAAUAAGCUAAGUCAAUUGCCGCGUGAGCUCUUCAGUUUGCCGGUCCUGAGGCAUCUCAAUAUUUCGUACAAUGAAUUUACUGAGCUAAAUCCGGAUGUAAGUGACCUGCAUAUGCUUGAAUGGCUGGAUGCUAGUCAUAACAAACUCCAAUCGUUGCCCGGUGGCAUUGGUUUCCUGGUGCGUCUAACAUCGCUUUUGUUGCCCUAUAACCAUAUUAAGGAAUUGCCACCGGAUCUUGUUAACAUGCGCGUUCUCCAAAAACUGGAUUUGAUGCAAAAUGAUAUAAUCAAAUUACCUGAUGACAUGGGCUUAAUACGGAAACUCGAAUGUCUAUAUAUCCAGCAUAAUGAUAUCAAAGAAUUACCCGAAUUCGAGGGCAAUGAAGCUCUAACUGAAGUGCAUGCCAGCAAUAAUUAUAUAACCAGCAUACCCAAAGGAUUGUGCACUAAUUUGCCACACCUGAAGAUUUUUGAUUUGCGUGAUAAUCAGAUAACGCAGCUGCCAGAUGAAGUGUGUCUACUACGGAAUCUUCAACGUCUGGAUGUGUCAAAUAAUUCUAUAAGCGUUUUGCCAGUCACUCUUUCUUCAUUGGCCCACUUGGUGAACCUCCAAGUCGAGGGUAAUCCCAUCAAGACAAUACGACGCGAUAUUAUACAAUGUGGCACAACGCGUAUAUUAAAGGUUCUGCAAGAUCGAGCCCAGGCCCAGCCCAAGGAAAAGGGCGGAGCCAAUGGUGGCAGUGGCAGUGGCGGUUCUCUAACAGAAACCAUGGAUGCCUUGCGUCUUGGUGGCGGUCAAACAAAUGAUGGCAUAAUGCCUGAGAAUUUUCCCGAUAGCUCCCAGCUCCAUCAGUGUCAGUGUCAGCAGUGUAUGCGGAAUAGUCGCUUUUGCGCCGCUUAUUCAAAUCCUCAAAUACAGGAACGACAAUAUGAGCCUGAGAAUUAUCAACAAGAGCAUUAUUACGGUCAUGCCGCUCAUUACCUCCAACAGCAACCUAUGUCUUAUCCAAAUCGUUUUAAUGGCUUUGCCUCCAUGUAUCAGCAGAACACAUAUUCUAAUAGCAGCAGCAACUCAUAUGCCGUACAUAAACGUUGGGUAUACAAGUUACGUCAUACGCAUACAUUAGCUGUAAAUUUGGAAGAACUAACUAAUGUACCGGAUCAGGUCUUUGAAAUAGCCAGAUCAGAGAAUGUAAAUGUAGUAGACUUUGCCCGCAACAAACUGGGAACUCUGCCAAAUGGUUUACAAUAUAUGCGUGAUCUGGUUAAGGAACUGGUAUUAUCCCAUAAUCUUAUAAGUUUUGUACCGCAAUUUAUAUCGCAGUUUACGCGUAUUACCUUUUUAAAUUUGUCCAACAAUUUGCUUAAAGAGUUACCAAAAGAGUUUGGAGUUUUGAAUACACUGCGUGAGCUAAAUAUUGCAAAUAAUCGUUUUGACUGUAUACCCAGCUGUUUAUAUGAGUUGCAGCGUCUGGAAAUUCUAGUGGCAAGUGAAAAUCAUAUCAAAGAAUUAAAUGUAUCCGGACUGAAAGCUAUGUCAUGUUUGGCCACAUUAGAUUUACGCAACAAUGAUAUUGAGUUUAUUCCACCAAUAUUGGGCAAUUUGACUAAUAUAACUCACCUGGAAUUAAUAGGCAAUCCAUUCCGUCAGCCCCGUCAUCAAAUUCUAAUAAAGGGCACUGAGUCUAUUAUGUCGUACCUAAGGGAUCGUAUACCAACUUAGAAAACGACAAAAUGUUUAGUUUACAUUGAUUUCUUUUACAAUUUCUACAUUCUCUGCACAAUUUUCAGACAUAUUUGGAUUUAUUUUGUGUUUAUUAUCUUUAAAUUCUUAUAGUAGCACUCAUUUCAAACAAUGUUGAGUUGCGCCCAGUACCUUAUACAUAAUACACUCUCCCAAACUACUAGUCAGCACGAUGCAUUCAAACUUACUAAUAAGUGUAACUAAACUGGCCAAAAAGCUUGCAAUAAAUUAAUGUACAUAGAAAACGAAA
Messenger RNA from Drosophila willistoni, 2756 nucleotides. It is a transcript of the gene f-cup, whose product is annotated as leucine-rich repeat-containing protein 40. The transcript is spliced from 11 exons. The coding region runs from base 200 to 2485 and encodes 761 amino acids. Gene Ontology annotation, molecular function: protein binding. The record is from RefSeq and is a predicted model, not a curated record. NCBI's taxonomy places the organism in Eukaryota, Metazoa, Arthropoda, Insecta, Diptera, Drosophilidae.